Protopterus annectens (West African lungfish) is the source of this 7943-nucleotide messenger RNA. RefSeq names its product adhesion G protein-coupled receptor B2 (gene ADGRB2). Gene Ontology annotation, cellular component: plasma membrane. The transcript is spliced from 30 exons. Lineage: Eukaryota; Metazoa; Chordata; Ceratodontiformes; Protopteridae. Gene Ontology annotation, biological process: adenylate cyclase-activating G protein-coupled receptor signaling pathway; negative regulation of angiogenesis; peripheral nervous system development. Gene Ontology annotation, molecular function: G protein-coupled receptor activity. The coding region runs from base 724 to 4968 and encodes 1414 amino acids. The record is from RefSeq and is a predicted model, not a curated record.
CGCAUGCAGCAAGUGCGAAAGCUGCAAGGAGUGAGAAGGGGGAAGAUCGACGGCUAGAGAGACCGAGAUACUAAGAGGAAGCUGGAGCAGGCUUGGCACUGAGCACGGAUAACUAAUACCCGGUUCCUAUCAGCCUCAGCGCCAAAAGUUCCUCACUUGGAUAUCUUCCCUGGAAUGUUGUAGGCGCGCGAACCUGGAGGGCAGAAGCCGCAUUUGGGUCAGGAUAUUAUAAGAGCACCGGAGGAUUUUUUUUUUCUGAGGGAGCUUCAGUUUGCUGCAGCAGCUGCCCAGGGCUGGCAUUGAGUGAUUGACGGAUAGACACGGCUACGGACAGGCGGAGGAACCCUGGCACUGGUGCACACAGGUCAGCAGCUGCAGCUCACCGACUGUGGCUUGGAGCUCUUACACUCAGGGAUGGCAAACUUGCAGUGGCGAUUGGAGAUCUGGGCUGUUCGCCACAUGUUCAAGUAGUGCAGACCGAGAUCAGGAAGAUUUUCAAGGUGAUGCUAAGAAGGAUGUAGGAGAGGAAAGUUAUCACCACCGAUGAGAAAGGUCUGCAGAGUAUGAAAGAGGGCGACAUCAUGGCUGACCAGGAAAAUGUUGAGAAGGUAUCACUGCUGGAGACUUCUGCUGCACCUCUUUGAACUCAUACAGACAUAGCUGGAAGCUCCGAAGGUGAGACUGCUCCUUUCUGGAAGUUGCCAUCAGGACAAAUGACAUAGGAUGAACACUGCCUGUCUUCUCUUACUGUCUGUCAUAUCGUCCCUCCUUCGGCUAACAUCAGGGUUAGAUCUUGGUCACAACGCAUGUUCAGCAUUGGUCUCUGGUGUGCUGUAUGGUUCUUUCUCACUUAGAGACAUAUUUCCAACAAUCUCUGCUGGCUGUUCUUGGACCUUGGAAAACCCCGACCCCACAAAGUACUCACUGUACCUGAAAUUCAACAGAGAGGAACAGGUGUGCACCCACUUUUCUCCAAUGGUACUGUCGCUGGACCAUUACCUCUCCAACCAGAGCUGCACUCAUGUGGAUUAUGUUGACUAUGAUGGCCUGGAGCUCUGUGAAAGCAGGACCCCUUUCACCUUUUUGCACUUUGAUAAAAAUUUUGUGCAACUUUGUCUCACAACAGAACCAGAGUCUGUACAGUUCUUGACUGAAGAUAUGCUGGAGUUCCAUUUUGUGGAACUUGUUUUGAUCAACAAUGACAACUCCAGUCAGUUUACUUGUGGAGUUUUAUGCCGAUGGUUUGAAGACUGCUUGCGUGUUGGGGACUGGAGCCAUCAGUGUGGGAUUAUGCAGAAUGGAUGCAUUUGCCCAGACAUACCUAGAUGGCGAAAUGCUUCAGUUUCAAAUGUUAUUUUAACAUUAUCCAGCAAUGAUUGCUGUGUGACAGAACUGCAUUCUGGGAAUGCUAAUGGGUUAAAUUCGGGAGAAGUAAUGUAUGGGACUGCAAUGGUUGAUGAUCAGAAAGUGAAAACUCAGCGCCCAAGAUCAGCAGACAAGCCUGGAAUCUUCAUGGCACAAACAGGAGAUCCAGCCGCAGAGGAGUGGACCCAGUGGAGUGUCUGUUCUCUGACAUGUGGACAGGGGUGGCAGGUGCGGACACGUUCUUGUGUAUCAUCUCCCUAUGGUACUCUUUGUAGUGGUCCAUUGAGGGAAACACGGAUUUGUAAUAACACUGCCACCUGCCCAGUUCAUGGGCUGUGGGAGGAGUGGUCAUCAUGGAGUCUGUGCUCCGUUACCUGUGGACGAGGAUCUAGGACAAGGACGCGGAUAUGCAUAGUGCCACAGCAUGGCGAUAAGGCAUGUGAGGGUCCUGAGGAGCAUACCAAACCUUGCAAUCUUGCAGUGUGCCCUGCCGAUGGAAAAUGGGGUUCAUGGAACCAGUGGAGUAUGUGCUCUAAGACAUGUGACUCAGGCCGGCAGAGACGGACCCGGAUGUGCCAGGGAACAGGAGUUCAAGGUUAUCCAUGUGAAGGCUCUGGCGAGGAAAGCAGGAUCUGCAACGAAAAAAAGUGCCCAGCUCUGCAUGAAAUGUGCAAAGAUGAACACAUUCCUCCAAUGACAUGGAAGAAAACUGCAGCUGGGGAGGUAGUUUACAACAAGUGUCCAGCAAAUGCAACUGGAUCAGCUAGUCGAAGGUGCUUGUUAAAUGCGGAUGGAGUAGCCUACUGGGAUCCACCAAGUUUCGCCAGGUGCAUCUCCCAUGACUAUCGGUACUUACAUAUAUCACUUAGAGAACAUCUUGCAAAAGGGCAGAGGACAGCAGCGGGUAUAGGGAUGUCACAGAUCGUCAGAAGUCUUUGGGAGCUGUUUUCUCGGAAGACCUAUUUCAGUGGAGAUCUUCUGUUCUCUGUAGAAAUUCUACGAAAUGUGACAGACACAUUCAAGAGGGCCACCUACAUCCCUGCCUUCGAUGAUGUACAGAGGUUCUUUCAGAUAGUAAGCUAUAUGUUGGAGGCAGAAAACAAAGAAAAAUGGGACGACGCGCAGCAGGUUUACCCUGGAUCUGUUAAUUUAAUGAAGGUAGUAGAAGAUUUUAUACAUCUUAUUGGAGACGCUCUAAAGCCGUUUCAGAGUUCGCUGAUUGUAACGGACAACCUUGUGAUUAGCAUUCAGAGAGAACCUGUAAGUGCCGUCUCCAGCGAUAUUAACUUCCCAAUGAAGGGCAGGAGAGGAAUGAAGGAAUGGGCACGGUAUUCCGAUGACAAACUCUUUAUUCCCAAGGAGGUUUUCAGCCUCUCAUCUUCAGAAUGGGAUGAAUCUGCGCAUUUUGUCAUUGGAACCGUGCUGUAUCGUACGCUGGGCUUAAUCCUUCCUCCUCCAAAAACACCAUUAAUAGUAAGUUCCAGAGUGAUGGCCGUGACAGUGAGACCGCUGCCAAAAUCUUCAGAGUCAACAGUUGCGGUGGAGCUUUCUCCAGUUCUCAAUGGAACAUCAGAGCCACAGUGUGUAACAUGGGACUAUUCCAAAUCAGAUGCUGGCACGGGAAACUGGGACACAGAAGGCUGCCAAACCGUCCUCUCUCAUUCUUCUUACACCAAAUGUCUCUGCAAUCAGCUGUCCACGUUUGCUGUUCUAGCUCAGGAACCUAAAGAUCUGGUUAUGGAUCCUUCAGGGACCCCUUCUCUACCUCUGAUGAUUGGAUGCGCUGUGUCCUGUAUGGCUUUGCUAAUCCUGCUUGCUGUCUAUGCUGCAUUUUGGAGGUUUAUCAAGUCUGAGCGAUCAAUUAUUUUGCUGAACUUCUGCUUGUCAAUCCUGGCAUCGAAUGUUUUUAUUUUGGUCGGUCAGUCGCAGACGCUCGGCAAGGUAAACGAGGGACUGUGUGCCACGACUGCUGCGUUUCUUCAUUUCUUCUUCCUGUCGUCCUUCUGCUGGGUUCUUACAGAGGCUUGGCAAUCAUACCUAGCUGUGAUUGGUAAACUCCGAACCCGUCUCAUCCGCAAACGCUUCCUUUGCUUGGGUUGGGGUCUGCCAGCACUGAUUGUUGCCAUUUCUGUUGGGUUUACCAGAGCAAAAGGAUAUGGAACAAUAAACUACUGUUGGUUGUCACUAGAAGGAGGAUUACUUUAUGCCUUCGUUGGGCCUGCUGCUGUUAUUGUCUUGGUGAAUAUGCUUUUUGGGAUCGUGGUUUUCAAUAAAUUAAUGUCCCGGGAUGGAAUCUCAGAUAAGUCUAAAAAGCAGCGCGCUGGGGCCUCUCUCUGGAGUUCUUGUGUUGUACUGCCAUUGCUUGCCCUGACCUGGAUGUCAGCUGUCCUUGCCAUAACAGACAGGCGAUCAAUUUUAUUUCAGGUUCUGUUUGCGGUUUUUGACUCUGUGCAAGGCUUUGUUAUCAUCACAGUUCAUUGUUUUCUCCGCAGAGAGGUCCAGGAUGCAGUAAAGUGCCGGUUUGGUGUUUGUAAAGGUGAAGGGGGUGAGAAUUCACCAGAUUCCUGUAAAAAUGGCCAGGUACAAAUCAUGACAGAUUUUGAAAAAGAUGUGGACUUGGCUUGUCAAACAGCCAUUUUCAAAGAAGUAAACACCUGCAACCCAGCUACAAUCACAGGGACGCUUUCACGAAUUUCACUUGAUGAUGAAGAUGAUGCCAAACUAAACACCAGCAGUGAAGGAGUUAAUUUUUCAAAUCUCCCAGGAAAUGUAGCACCUACCAAUAUUUUACUACAGAUCCCUAAGAUGGGACACAGUGCUUUAAAAGGCAUUAAUAAGUUGACUGAACAGACAGUAGAGAAAGACAUUAAUACUGACUCCAGAGGACCUCUUUAUCAUUGUACUGAGAACAACCUCAGACCAAUAGAGAUAAACUGGGCAAGAACCCAGGACAAACCAAUAGAAAGUGACUAUAUGGUUCUUCCCAGGAGAACUGUGAGCUUAAAGCCAUUUAUUAAAGAUGAAGGAAAACUAAAAAUAAACACAGAGGAGAUUCCCUGUGUUACCAUUGGACACAGGCCCAUGGAGUCAGAGGCCUACCCCAGUUUUGUUUCUGUGGACCACAUUAAUAUCAAUCUGAACCAACCCUAUGGGACUCUGAAACAUCCACAUGGACUGCAGUUUAAGCAGCAUCCAUCUGUCAGGCAAAUUUUAGCAUCAGAACUCAGUGAAAAAAGUAGAACUAUGCCUCGCAGUACGCAGAGCUCAUCAUCGGCAUCUGUAGGCUCAUUAGAAAGAAAAAGGUUAAGAUAUUCAGAUCUGGACUUUGAGAAAGUGAUGCAUACGAGGAAGCGGCACUCAGAGUUGUACCAUGAGUUGAAUCAGAAGUUCCACACACUGGACAGGUACAGCAGGAAAAGAGCAUCGUAUGAGGACAAGCCAUCUGUAGAAGAAAAGCAACCCUGGCAAACUUACAGAGCAAUGACGCUAAACACGGUGCACUCUGAACCAAAAGAGAAAUUAGAACUGCACUCUACAGACUGGGAAAAACCCUCCACUAUCCCUUUGGAUUUAUCUGAAGGGGACUUUCAGACUGAAGUGUGAGGAUUCUGCCAUAAGUCUGUAUAUCUCUCAUGCUACUUUCAGGAAUUGUUUUCAAUUCCCUAAGCAAUGCUGAUCUUUAUUUAAGAUGAAGACUAAAAAUAAGGACAAACUCUUUCUGCACUUGCUUUUUUUAAAGGAAGAUAUUUCUCACUGGGACAUGGAGUCACAACAGAGAUGAAAAUGUUUAACUCUUCGGUCACAUAAUUCAGCUCUUCUACUUUUACAGUUUUGAAUAAAAUGUUAGACAUAUGGUCUGCCACCAGUUCUGAGCACUUUUCCUAUGACCACGCUGUCGGUGUCACAUUCGAAUCUGCAGCCAUAUUCUGCUUUUUUUUGGGCAAUGGAAAACCAAAUUCCUUUAUGGUGGUGUGAGAACAUGUUUGGCUGUUGCUGUGUCAUAAAUUAAUAGAAACGGCAGCACUAAAAGUUGCACAUAUUGUGUGCUGCAAGGAUGUCAGUGGAAUUAUACCUUAUGGGUGCUGCAAGAGUUAAAAAAACCUUCCAGUGCCAUCUUUAACAAGCACAUCUGUGUGAUCUUGUUGAAAAUAACGUUAAUGGAAGCAUGUUGUAGGAUGAGGGGUGUCCACUGAAGAAUGCUUAGCAAUGACAAAAGAUGAUUGGCUUCUUCUAGUCUAUUUAGAACAUGCUGAAACGUGUCUUUUAUUAGCUAAAUAAGAGUGCAUUGUAUAUGAUUAAUAGUUGUCCUUCUACAGGUGAUGUAGGCAAAAACAGAUUUACGUCCUCCAAGUAAACAAAUUAAUAUAUAUAUUAUAUAUUAAGAAAAACUAAAAUCUGGUACUUACUGAUACAAAAAUGUGGAGAAAGAGAAUACAGGUAUGUCUUAAAGUCAGAGAAUGUGAAUUAAUAAGAUAACACACAGCAUAGCACAUCUUAUAAGAUGGAUGACAUUGAACUAUCACUCUGUUUAACGUAUCUAUGUCAUUGAUAUAAAAUCCUCAAAUAUGAAUGUAUGGAUAUCAGAAUGAAUUGUUGGUCUACAAGUUCCCACUUUAAAUUUCACCCCAGCAAUAAACCCGGACAGAAACUGAGGUUAAAAAACACACAUCUGAAGUAAUGCAUGCCAUAUACAUUUUUAUUUCAAACUUUUAAUAAUAAUGUAUACUUCCAGCAAUAAUGUUAUGUAGAAACCGAUGGGAGUCACCAUCCUUACAUGUAUUACAGCACUAAGCAAGUAGAAGUGCCAGUUACCUGCCAGUUUGGAUGCAGAAUUUUCAAAAUGUGUUUUUAAUAGUCAUCAACCCAGUUUAUUAUAUACACAUGAAAAAAGCUGGACUGUACUAGUAGCAUAUUUAUAGACUGAAGCCAUUCUCCCCUGACCAGUGCUUUGAAACGAGGCACAUAUGUUAUAGCUUACAUUCUUGUUUUGUAAAGCAAGGCAGGCCAAAAUGUCCAGACUAGAAAAGGCAGAUCACUUGCUAGACUUCAGCUAUUAAAGGUGGAAAUGCCAGUCAUCAGAAGAUAAAAGAGACAGAGGGAACAUUCAUAACCAGAAUAAAAACAUUUAGAACAGUUUAUGGAACAAAUAUAGACAGUAUAUGUUAACUAAAAACAAACUUUUGAAGACCAAACCAGGAAACACAAAAAGAGCCAGUCCUAGGAUACAAAUCCAAAAACCACUCUGGAACAGUAUAUUAUACUGUUCCAGAGUGGUUUUUGGAUUUGUAUCCUAGGACUGGUUCUUUUUGUGUUAUAUGUUAACUAAAUCUCAAAAAUAAGAUCUGAGUAAAACUUAAAACAUUAUUAAGAGCAGACCUUUUCAGAUGCCACAAGUACCAGAAAGUUCACCUUUAGGAGACAUGCCAAGAAAUGAAACACAGCUAAAGAGUAAAUGCCAAAGAAUGAAGCUGGAGAUUUUGAACUGAAACACAAGUCCUAGAUUCAGGGCAUGUAACGUACUGUAAAUGAUCCACUCGGAAACAAAAACUGAGUACAGCAAAUGCCAGACUCACACAGGCACCUUAGAUAAUAAUUUAUUUAGUCAGUUCAUAUAAAAUACAUCAUAUCAAUGCGUCGCACAACCUUUUAGAAAAUCUUUUAGUCCUUCCAUUGUACAGUUGUCAGAGUGAAUGAAAGUUCACAAAUCCAAAAUGCUUGCAGGGAUUAUACAUGGUUUAGUGUAUUCUCUAAGAACAUAAAUACCAAGGAUGUAGUAAAUAUACCAGAGUUGUAACUAAGAAAGGUGUUAAAAUGUAAAAGCAGAGAUGAAAUUACGAAAUUGCUAAGAUUAAGGCACAUUAUGUAUGAAAUUACGAAAUUGUUAAGAUUAAGGCACAUUACGUAUGACAUAUAUAACUAUGUCUCACUAUCAGCUCUAACAAUACCAGAUAAAUGCAAAUCUGUUGUCAGGUAAGAGCCAGGAGAUACCAAGGGAUGUGGACACUGUAGGAAUCACAAACUGCACCAUAUAUAUAUAUAUAUAUAUAUAUAUAUAUAUAUAUAUAUAUAUAUAUAUAUAUAUAUAUAUACACACAAGUGACACUGAGAACUGAUUAGUUAUCACUGAUAGAGCACAGUACAUGUCGGACAUGCACCAGUAAGGUAUCACUAGAAAUAGCACAUUUAAUACAAAUAGGUGGAACACAGAAUGCCAGGCAGAGACCUCGUAAAUUAACAAAUACUUGUUUGGGAUACCAUAAGUAUAUGUAGAGAUGUCAUCAAUAUACAGACUAUCUACACAAGCAGGGCUAAGGAGCUUAAACAAGAAAAGCUCUGUGAUUCAGUAAAACUGGUGACAGAAACAGAAGAUUUACAGUGCAAAUACCAGAAAUAUACCGGUCUUCAUAUUUGUAAUCUAAGGACCAUGACUCAUCAUUUAAAUGUGUUUACCAGGAAUGCAGUGAUUUUCUUCACAAAAGACAUAUUCACUUAACAAAUUAUUAUUUUUUUUUGUACUUGUACAGUGAACACUGUAGAUGAACACUUGGUGUGAAAAUAAAUGCUGUUUUAUUACAGAA